AUGGCAAAUACUAGCAACACAGCCGACUCUUUUGAGGCCAUCAUGGUCCACCCUGCACUCCGCAAGGCCACCGACCUAGUCCCAGCAGAGUCUUGGGUCUCUGCCAUGGCUUCAAUCAACUCUCUUGUAAAUCACGGCAUGACUAAAGAUCUGCUGCUCGUCUUCGAGGGUGAAGCAGAUGGAGUCAAGCGCUAUAAUGGUUUUGAUGACCUCUGGGAUGCCGAAGGCGACUGCACAGUCAGGCUGGACAAUCAAGAUGUCUGUUUUGACAGCAGGAUUAUUCUCGGAACCAAUUCACAAGACCUCAUCUCGCUGAUCUCAGAAUGUGUUUGCGAAAAGGGUAGGCACUACCGCUUCAAAAUGCCUCCACUUGGCCAGGAUAUGGAGAAGGUCGGCAAAUACAACCUGGCCAUUCGCAACUUUAUCGCAACCCUCAUCCGCAGACCCCUCAUCGGAUGUACUCUGGUGUCUGCUCUGGAAGAUCUGCAGAUCGUUGUGAAACAUACCUUCAAGUGGCAGCACCAGCCAGAGAGAGCUGCCGAUUUCGUCCGCGAUUAUGUGCAGGAAUCGAAGCUUGACAACUUCACCAAUAGACCUGCUGAUAUAGGCAAAUUUCUGGCAUGGACGGAAGAGAUCCGUUGGUCCAGAGCUUUUGUCGAAACCUUCGCUCAUUGCGUAGGUAUGCUCAACUGUGGAGUCCUUGAUCACGAAUCCCUGGACAAUCUUUCGCCAACAACACGGGCUCUUCUGGAACACAGCUGCACACAUAUGCACUACCGUCUCUCAUCCACUGAGAUGCCCAUGGCCGUAUUUGGCAUCAAUUCAAAUACUUUGGCUAGACUCGAAGAUCACGCUGGGGUCAAGAAGUCGCUCCUGGCCUUUCAAGACUUCCUUCGACAGCACUAUGCUCAACUCUACGGAACAUGGCCGCCGCCUGUACACCAGAAUAGCGGACACUGGUUGACACGUUCGGUGGCUCACCGCUUGCAACAAGAUUUUGGCAACCUCUACGAUCUACUUGUCGACAGAGACAUUCACAGUCGAGCGAUCACUCCCGCGCACGUUGGUUCCUUAGGCUGUGCGCUUGACAGAAGACAGCUUCUUGCAUCGUGGGACCACCAGAAUGGUUUCCAAUCCCUGCCACACUCCACUCCCAAGAUCCCGGACUACUCCCCUACCAUGGUCGUAGAGCAGGAAGAAGAGAAGGGAGCCAGACGUUCAUCUCUCAUCCCAGCUGUCCAGAAGCACCGUAAGAAGGCUCCAGACCUUUACAACAUCUACACACGUGCUAUCAACUCUGAGGCGCAGUUGUCGACAUUCUGCAAAGCCUUCUUGAACCACGAGAGCUCGACCAAGCACCAACAGAUGGACACACACGAAGGUCGUCUCGGACGUUGGAUCAUUGUUUACUACACGAUGCAGCUGCUCUCCAGAGUCGCUGUCGACAUUCAGGGCCUUCGCUACACCCUGGGCGUGGAAUACCAUCUGAAUGCGGACCUCGACGGCACCCCACCGUGGAACUCUGACGACUUUCCUGCGACCAUGCGCCCAGCCGGUCCUCAGUACGCGUGGGCUGCAUUGUUCGCGAGAGCUACUAUGCCACCUCGUACCCCUGGCAGUGCUCAGAAGAAAGCAACCAAGGCCAAACUCAAGGUUAUUCACUUGGCUGAUGGCCGAGUCAUGCUGCAAGACUCUGAUGGUCAUGUCAUCUUCAGGUAG
This is a messenger RNA of Aureobasidium melanogenum CBS 110374, 1719 nucleotides long. RefSeq lists its product as uncharacterized. NCBI's taxonomy places the organism in Eukaryota, Fungi, Ascomycota, Dothideomycetes, Dothideales, Saccotheciaceae. The transcript has 4 exons. Bases 1 to 1719 code for a protein of 572 amino acids. The record is from RefSeq and is a predicted model, not a curated record.